AUGGUUUCAGUUUCCCAUUUCCUAUCAUCAUUGUUCUCAUACAUGAAACAAGGAAAGGAGAAUUGGUUAGUACAAUCACCAAUAACAUUGAGUAAGAGAAUUCAAGAGGAUUCCAAGCAAGUAUUUCUCAAUUCAUCAUUAGAGUUUUUGUUCAAGGAAUCAGAAUUAUGGAUUAAUUCAAUCAUGAAUUCAACUCCCAACAACAACAUAAGCCUCAUUUUACUUCUAUCUCACACAAAAUCAGAAGUACAUCUCAUCAUAGGUCCAAUUCCGUUCACUGUAAAUCACAAACAAUUUGGUUCACAGUACAAAAAACAAGCAUUUCAUUUUCAAGCCUAUGUUUGUUCAUAUUUUGAUAGCAAGUACAAGCCCACAGUUUACAUUCAAUCAAGCAAGUCCAAUAAACAAAUUACUUAG
Vicia faba (fava bean) is the source of this 417-nucleotide messenger RNA. Lineage: Eukaryota; Viridiplantae; Streptophyta; Magnoliopsida; Fabales; Fabaceae. The record is from the annotation of a GenBank genome assembly.